UUGGAAACAGAAAACUCAAAUGGAUUUUAAAUUUAGUGUGUGGAGGAUGCUUUUAAUUUUCACCAUAUGUUAUUCCAAAUGCACCAAUGGUAGCAAACUGAGAAUAUACCGUCAUGAACGAGAUAUAUUUACCAACUUAGAUUAUUCAAGUUCACAAACUGAAAGAAAUUAUAGUUAUGAUUGUAUGAAGUACAAUGCCAAGUGUUAUAACGUUACUGGGUGUCGGUAUUGUGAAUGUAAAGAUGGAACGAAUACUUUUAUUAUCGAUAACAAUGACAAGAAUCGCAGAGGAAGUUGCAUCAAGGAUGAAGAAUUGCAUCUGGAAGGAGACUCCGACGAUGAUGCAUUCAAUCUUGAAAAUACGGUGACGAAGAAGUGUUUGAAACAAUCUGACGUGUUCGUGUAUAGUACGUCUUGUGGUGAUUCAUUGGAUCAGAAAUGGAUACGUGUCAACACAGUCAAUAAACAACUGAUGAAUGUGAAAUCACUUCGUUGUAUCACAUUGGGAGGAAAAGAUGCACCAGUAACAAUGCAACCAUGUCAAAAAUCAAAAUCGGAUUUUCAAAAACUAGCGUGCCACCAAAGAAACAAGAAAGCAAGAUUUUUUGGACGUUUUUUACUUCGUUUCUAGCAGAAUAUCAGGCUGGAGUAGGCGUUUCGGGGUACAAUCGCGGUCAGUUUUGGAAAGCACAUCAAAAUGACAGUAAAGUGAACGUUUGCAAGUUAACAGAUUACAAAGGUUAGAGAACAAGACUUGUGAAAAACGCCGCUUAAUUUCACCAAUCUUAUUGUUAUUGACAAUACUAUAACUUUAACUAGAAAUUAUAAAAUCCUAUAAGAGAAAGGUCGCAACGCCUUUCUAAAAAUCCUUAACUUCACGCAAUUCUAAUUAAUUCGCAAAAAAACUAAAUGUCCACCAGAUUGUUUUAAGCUCAAUGCAUUCAUCUUCGACAGGCUACUAUCGUUUCUCUGAUGGCAAUUUCGUGAAAUUUUUGAAAUUCAACCAAAGCGCAAACGUGGAAAAAUUUCAUAUUUCUGCACCGAUCUACGACGAAAAUGACAAUUGUAAAGUGGGAAAAAAAUUCGUGUUUACAAAA
Messenger RNA from Xenia sp. Carnegie-2017, 1097 nucleotides. RefSeq lists its product as uncharacterized. The coding region runs from base 20 to 631 and encodes 203 amino acids. The transcript is spliced from 2 exons. Lineage: Eukaryota; Metazoa; Cnidaria; Anthozoa; Malacalcyonacea; Xeniidae. The record is from RefSeq and is a predicted model, not a curated record.